This is a messenger RNA of Hyaloscypha bicolor E, 1029 nucleotides long. RefSeq lists its product as uncharacterized. The record is from RefSeq and is a predicted model, not a curated record. Lineage: Eukaryota; Fungi; Ascomycota; Leotiomycetes; Helotiales; Hyaloscyphaceae. The transcript has a single exon. The coding region runs from base 1 to 1029 and encodes 342 amino acids.
AUGGAUUUACCAACACAAUUCAACUCCCCAAAGCGAAAGCGAAACCCACCCGCCAGCUCCGCGAUUCCUCCCACCCCACCAUCGAGUUCCCCACCUCCACCCUCAAUACUGCCGAUCUCAGCCUUACCCCCGAUGGUCGCCAAUGAAGAAGAAAGCACUAGGACGCUGAGCGCUGGAGGAAGCAGUCCACGCACAAAAGUCGCAUAUAAUUUCCAGGGAUUGCGGCUCGAGGAUGCCGGGGAUGUUGGGCGAUUAGAUCUCAGUGGGAUGAGUGGGCAGAGAGAAUUGCCCGCGCUGCCUGUGGAUGAGGAGGCGGUGGUUAGGAAGAGGGUGAAGAUACUUGGGAGUUCUAAAGAUUGGGGUGAGGAUGGGAAGGUGGAGAUGGAGAUUCCUGAGACGCCGGAUGUGGCGAGGGUUAAGGAAAGGGGUAAAGAGAAGAAGUUCGCGGUUGUUAUCGGGAAGGAGAGGGUGAGUGGUGCUGUGGACCCCGCUAUUGGAGAGGCGGCUAGGGGACUGGUGUUGAGUAAUGAGGUUGAUCCUGUUAUCUUUCGGGGAAGUGGAGGGGGGCAGGCUGCGAAAGUUAAGGGGGCGGGGUUGCAGAGGGCGUAUCCGAGUAUCAAUCGGCUGGCGGAUUCAAAAUCGAGGGCAAAGAAGAGGGCGGGCACGCCGCCGUUGGGAGGCAAGGGAGAAGAUGGGGAGAAGAUGAGAGUUGUGGAUGAGGAGAGAACUGCGUUAACAUGGCAUGAGGAUGAGAUUACGGGGCACGACCCGGAUGAUCCUGAUGAUGAUGGAGAGGGGAUUAAUGGGAUUGGAUUUAAGCCGACGCCGGCGGAGGCUUAUGCUAGGGCCCAGAAAAGGAGAGCGCAGAUGGCGGAGUAUAGGAAUCGGGAGGCAAGAGAGGCGAGGAAGAUAAGGAGUGAGCGUAGGAGGGGAAGCGAGGUUUCGAAGGCGAGUAGGGAGGAGGCUGAGACAGCGAGGAGAGUCAGAUUCAUGGAAGCUGAGGCGAAAAGUAUUAUUCCGACGAAUUGA